GGUUACUUAUCAGUGACAUUCCAGUUCCGAAAGUUGCUCUAAGAGGAAAUACACUCAUUUCUGUUCUAUUCAGCGUGAGCCAGUCCUUUGCUGGUGGUGUUUAACGGGCGUACCUUUUUGAGACAGAGCAAAGACAUAAACAGACUGGAUUACAUGGACAGCUCCUCACCACAGGUAGCAGAACAGACAGAAAUUCAUCAAGUUGAAGAUGUCUGGCAGAUUUCUUUCUAUGAAGGCUUCCUGACGGCGUUUUGAGUUUGGCCUGCUGAGGACUCGGCACCAUCAAAUACAUGCCUGUAGAGGGCACAAUCUGACAAAAUAUAGUUUCUUUAAGGUAUAUAGCCGAACCUGAUCUGCUGUGUCAAACAAGGAAGUUGAUGAAAGAAAAAAACGAAAAACAGAUCUGGUUACUUUUGUUCUUAGGUGAGGUUUGACUUGCAAAGGGAGAACUACAGGAAGAAGAGCUGUGAAAGGUCACUUCUGCAUGCAAGCGCAAAACAUCGGGGAUUUUAAAAAUGCUGAAAAAACUCUUGGCCUGCUUGUCACUUUUUGCCUUCCUCAGCCUUCUGUUUUAUUCUGUGGUGUUAUACUACAAUCAUAAUGUUUAUUAUGGUAUUCCUGCUGUUCACCGCUUUGCUGUAAAUGGAAACCAGACAUCUUCCUGGAAGUUACAAGAUAAUUUAAAGUGGACUGAGGUCAGUCAUAAAACCUCAAGGAUGCCAAGCACUCCAAAAAAGACUUUGGAUUCAUGUCCAGAAACGCCACCAAGACUUGAGGGGCCUCUGAAUGUGGAGUUCAAUACAAAACGGACAUUAGAGAGCGUGAAAACGGAGGCAAGUUAUUCUCUUCAGAAGGGAGGACGGUACAAGCCAUCUGACUGUAUCUCCCGACACAAGGUGGCAGUUAUCAUCCCAUUCCGAAAUCGACAUGAGCACCUGGUGCACUGGCUUUAUUACAUGCAUCCUAUCUUGAUCCGACAGCAGCUGGACUACGGCGUAUAUGUCAUCAACCAGGAUGGGGAAGGAAUCUUCAACCGAGCUAAACUGAUGAAUGUUGGAUUUGUAGAAGCACAGAAGGAAUACGAUUAUGACUGUUUUGUCUUCUCUGAUGUUGACCUGGUGCCUCUUGAUGACCGUAACAUCUACAGAUGCUAUGACAAUCCCAGACAUUUGGCUGUGGCCAUGGACAAGUUUAACUUUCAUCUACCCUACAAGACCUACUUUGGUGGGGUCGCCUCACUGUCGAAGCAACAGUUCUCUAAAAUAAAUGGCUGUCCAAACAGUUACUGGGGCUGGGGCGGCGAGGACGACGACAUUUACAGGCGCAUCAUCUUCCGUGGAAUGUCCAUUUCUCGACCAGAUGGAGUGACUGGAAAGUACAGGAUGGUCAGGCAUCAAAGAGACAAGCACAAUGAGCCUAAUCCAAAGAAUCCUGGAAAACUUAGUAGAACAAAGCAGACCAUGGACAACGAUGGACUAAAUACCCUCAGCUAUACAGUCAAGGAGAUCUCAAAGGAUUUAUUUUUUACUUUUAUUACUGUGGACAUUCAUGCUCCAGCAAGUUGAUGGAAAUUGUAAAAUAUGGGUGAAAGACAGAGUGUAGUUUCAGGUUCACUGGUGAUCUGUAAAACAUGGUAAAACAUUUGUGAAGCUGAUGUGUGUAAUGGAACUGAAAUAACUGUGAAUGGCUGGCAGUUUUGGUGAAGGGGUAUGAAAAGCAUCUCUGUGUGAAUGUCUCCAGGUUAGCCAUAAAGGGAGCAUGAAAUUUGUGGCUAGAAUUGUGAAAAUUAUGAUAGCCAUCAGAUUAAGCAGAACUUUUUUUAUCCAUAAAAAUGUUAGGAGUGGCAUGUUAAAAGAAGCCUAAACAUUUGCGGUUUGUAGUUGUCUGACAAAUUCGUCAGUUCCUAUCUUAACAUUUCCAUCAGUAUCAAGUAGCGUAGAUACUGAUACACUUUUGAAACCAAUGUCUGUUGUGUAGCUAUAUGCAGGCUGCAAAUUGUAGUCUCCCCCUCUGAUACAUUUGCUAUUUGCACUUAAUUGUCUCAAUUUACAUUACAAAUAUAAAUUCAUAUUUAAUAAAAGCUCUUUCUUUGUGUUCUCA
Messenger RNA from Xiphophorus maculatus (southern platyfish), 2100 nucleotides. RefSeq names its product beta-1,4-galactosyltransferase 1-like. The record is from RefSeq and is a predicted model, not a curated record. Lineage: Eukaryota; Metazoa; Chordata; Actinopteri; Cyprinodontiformes; Poeciliidae. The coding region runs from base 516 to 1565 and encodes 349 amino acids. The transcript has 3 exons. Gene Ontology annotation, molecular function: beta-N-acetylglucosaminylglycopeptide beta-1,4-galactosyltransferase activity; cytoskeletal protein binding. Gene Ontology annotation, biological process: carbohydrate metabolic process; protein N-linked glycosylation.